Messenger RNA from Raphanus sativus (radish), 1217 nucleotides. Its product is annotated as tetraketide alpha-pyrone reductase 2. The transcript is spliced from 5 exons. NCBI's taxonomy places the organism in Eukaryota, Viridiplantae, Streptophyta, Magnoliopsida, Brassicales, Brassicaceae. Gene Ontology annotation, molecular function: oxidoreductase activity, acting on the CH-OH group of donors, NAD or NADP as acceptor. Bases 144 to 1109 code for a protein of 321 amino acids. The record is from RefSeq and is a predicted model, not a curated record.
GAUUGUGAAUUGUUCCACAAAAAACAAAAGACUCUGAUUGUGAUUUUUUUUUGGACAAAAAAAACAACUGUGAUAAAAAGAACAGAGUUGGCUCUGAUUGUGAAUCCAGUAAUAAAAAGAACAGAGUUGAAUAAAGACUAAAAAUGGAAGAGUACUUGGUAACUGGAGGGACAAGCUUCAUAGCCUCUCACGUUGUCAAAGCACUUCUCGACUUGGGCCAUUCCGUAAGAACAACUGUUAGAGACAUCUCAGAUGAAGAGAAGGUUAGGAUUUUGUGGGAGUUGAAAGGAGCAAAAGAAAGGCUGAAGAUUUUCGAAGCCGAUCUAACGGUGGAUGGAAGCUUUGACGAAGCAGUCAAAGGUGUUGAUGGUGUCUUCCACAUCGCCUCUCGUGUUACUGUUUCUCUGAACAACAAUGAUCUGGAAAAGUUGGUCGACCGAGACAUAAAUGGAACAAGGAACUUGAUGAACUCAUGUGAAAAAUCAAGAAACACGGUGAAAAGGAUUGUUCUCACAUCUUCUUCGACAGCUGUCCGGUACCGUUACGACGCCAGAGAAGCCUCUCCACUUAACGAAUCGCAUUUUAGCGAUCUUGACUACUGCAGAAGCUUCAAAAUAUGGUAUGGUUAUGCAAAGACUUUGGGAGAGAAAGAAGCUUGGAGUAUAGCAGCGGAAAAGAAUCUAGACCUAGUGGUCGUAAUCCCUUCGUAUUGUAUCGGUCCUAUACUUAGUCCAAAACCCACAAGCACCCCUUCAAUUCUUCUCUCCAUAGUCAAAGGUGUUUGUGGAGAUUACCCGAACGUCACAGGAGGGUUUGUUCAUGUUGAGGAUGUAGCUGCUGCACAAGUCUUAGCAAUGAAAGAGCCUAAAGCAUCAGGACGAUUCAUAUGUUCGAGUUCAGUGGCUCAUUGGUCAGAGAUCAUUGAGAUGCUAAGAUCCAAAUACCCACAAUAUCCAUUUGAGACCAAGUGCAGUAGUGAAGAAGGGAAAGAUAUGGCUCAUAGCUUGGACACAACAAAGAUACGUGAACUUGGGUUAGCGCCCUUCAAGUCAUUGUCUGAGAUGUUCGAUGACUGCAUCAAGUGUUUCCAAGACAAGGGUCUACUCUGAAACUCCCACUGUUAUCAGAGAAUCAAAGUGAUCUACCUUAUGUUGAUCUUUUGUUUAAGUUUAUUUCAAACUCCAAUAAUCUACCUUCCACACUAUGUGGUUCCCAUC